Molecule: messenger RNA, 499 nt
Organism: Arabidopsis lyrata subsp. lyrata
Lineage: Eukaryota; Viridiplantae; Streptophyta; Magnoliopsida; Brassicales; Brassicaceae
Exons: 1
Source: RefSeq, a predicted model, not a curated record
AUGGAUAUUAGACUUAAGAAAAUUAAAGAAAUAUUAUGGGCAAAGAGAAUUUAGGGAAGUGAUAGACACGCGCGAUGAAGAGAGAGUGGUGAGGGGAGGCAAGUGAAGGUGGGUUUAGGGUUGUGUCUGCCAGCAAAUGCUUUUACAGAAGCUGUCUUUCUCUCUGCCUUCAUUCCACAAAACAUUUGAAACCAAAAAAAAUAUUCAUUUUCUUCGUCAAAUUAAUGAAUUAAUAAUGAAUGGUUGGUUGGGGCAAUUUACCCUAUCCGAAUUUUAAACUGAGUGAUAUGUUGUAGGAUGCGAUAAAAACCCAAAAAGGAAGAAGAUAUAAGUGGAGUGGACUAACACGAAAAGAAAAAGAAAGAAAAAAACAAGAAAAUCUGCAAAUGUCAUUUCGAAUUUCCCGCCGAAAGCUCAUAAGUAAGGAUGGAUAAAUAGUGACAGGGAGAUAUCAACCGUCUAUUUCAAAUGUGAAGUCUACUUCCUGCUUAUUUGUAGG